AUGGGAUAGAAUAUAUGUGGUGCCAUGAAUGGAUAAAAUUAGUAGUAAAUUUCUAAUAUGCAAGAAAUAAGUGAAUUAGAUUUUAAUAGAAACUCUACUUAUAAGAAACUUGAGCAGUAUUCGUAUACAGUUUGCAAAGAAAAAGAUAUUUCGCCAGUCUUUAAUAUUAUGAUCCAACGGCUUCUUUCUAUGGGUUAGUAUGAUUUGUUUAACCACAUUAGCAAAUUAUCUACAUAAGAAUAAAAAAAUGAGUAUUUGAGAUAUUUAGAUUCAAUAAGUCAUGAAAUGGAAGUUGUAGAUUCACUCUACCAUCACUUCAUUAAGUAGUCUAAUUAAUUGGCAGAAGAAAUUAAUGAUGAUUUAGAUAUAGAUGUAAUUAAGCAUGUGGAUAAUGUUUUAAAUAUUGAAGAUAUUCCAUAUGGAGACUAUGAAAGAUUAUAUAGCACUGGUUUAAAAUUAAUUAGAUAAAAAUAAGUUGCUUUAGUGAUUAUGGCAGGUGGAAGAAAUCUUAGAUAUGAUAAAGAUCUCGUUAAAAGCUCAACUGAUAUAGGAUUACCAUCUUCAUAGUGCAUAAUGGAAUUAAUUGGAAGAAAGUUGUGGACACUUAAGGAAAUAGCCUUUGCAAACUCAGCUAACCAACAAUCAUCUUCAUUUUAGAUUUAUAUAGUAGUAAACUAUUAGAAUAGCUCUUUAAUUAAAAAUAUAUGGCAGAAAAGUAAUUAUUUUGGCUUUAAUGAGUAUGAUGUUACCUUUAUAUUUUAAAAUUCUUACCCUAUCACUGACAUGCAAGGAAAGUUAAUUUUAAAAAAUGAUACUUAGUGCCAUUUAUUUCCCUGUGGUACAGGCGACGUUGUUCUCUAGCUCAUUCAUAAUAGGCAUUUAAAUAAAUUAGUUGAAAAAGGAUAUAGAUAUAUUCAUUUUAUUGGUGUUGAAAACCUCUUAGUAAAACCUUUAGAUCCCUUAUUCAUUGGUAUUGCUAGUGAAAAUAGGAAAGCUAUUAAUUAGAAAAUUGUAUAAGUAGACAGGAACGAAUCUGAGUUUUAUAGAAUCGCAAAUAUCAAUGGUAGAGCUUCUUUACUAGAAUUUGACUCUAUUAAAAAGCUGUUAAAGCAAAAAAUGGUCAAUAAUAAAUCACAAAUACCUAAGGAUAUAGAUGAUGCUCCUGCUUUUUUGUUUAACACAUUAAUUUCUAUUAAUUUUUUGGUAGAGUUUUCACAUAGAGUAGAUUUAAAAUAGGCGUUUGAGUCUAAAUUUAGAGUCAUGAAAAGGUGUUUACAGUUAACACAAGAAACACCCUAAGAAAAUUUAGUUUAAUAGCAAAAUGGAGAAAAUAACAUUCUUAUAUUUGAGAAGUAAAUUGGAGAUAUUAUUGAAUUAACUGAUGAUAUAAAUUUCGUAAUGGUGCACGAAGCAGAGGAGUUUGCACCCAUAAUCUUUAAUAAAGGUGUAUAUUCUCCUUAAGAUGCAAUAUAAAAACUUUCUAAUUUACAUAAAAGAUGGCUAAAAUUUGAAAUUAACGAAACAAGAGAAAGUGAUAUAAUAGAAGUUUGUCCUUAAAUUUCAUAUGCUGGAGAAGGUCUUGAUAUUUGUGCUGAGUAUUUAAGACACAACUGGUAGAAUUAAUAGUUUCCUCUUUAUAUAAACUUCAAAAAGGCAAUUUAAUUUGAAACAACAUAAAAUAAUGAAAAUCACCAUGCAGUAAAUAACAGCCAUUUUAAUCACUCAAUUUAAUUUUAAAAUGAAGACAAAAAAUACGAUAACCCUUCCUUAUACCACUCAAUAGAUGGUCAUGCAAUGAAUGGUGCUGAUUAAUCAUUUACUUAACGCAAAGAAAUUGACCUGAUAUAUAAAUCAUACAAUAAUUUAGGGAGUGGAAACUCAAAUAUGUAAAUACCGAUUUCUUAAAAAAACAUAUAAAACUAAAUCAUUUUAGAAGAACCUUAUAAAAUUAAUGGAAAUCCUAUGAUACGUAGUAGCAAUAACGCUAAUUAAAAUUUAAAUAACCACAAUGGUAAACACAGAAAGUUCUCUCUCAACGACAAUAAAUAUUUAGAUUAAAAUAAUGGAUUUUAAGAUAACAAAGUUGUCAAGCCUACAAAUUAAAUAAAAAUAUGA
Messenger RNA from Tetrahymena thermophila SB210, 2115 nucleotides. Its product is annotated as UTP-glucose-1-phosphate uridylyltransferase. Gene Ontology annotation, biological process: UDP-N-acetylglucosamine biosynthetic process. Lineage: Eukaryota; Ciliophora; Oligohymenophorea; Hymenostomatida; Tetrahymenidae. Gene Ontology annotation, molecular function: UDP-N-acetylglucosamine diphosphorylase activity. The transcript has 10 exons. The record is from RefSeq and is a predicted model, not a curated record.